UUCUCUGCAUCCUCUUUCAGAGUGAAAUGGAGGAAAAUCAGACCAUGGUCACAGAGUUCGUCCUGCUGGGAUUCUGUCUCGGCCCGAGGAUUCACCUAGUUCUUUUUCUGCUUUUCUCUCUCUUCUAUACUUUCACCAUACUGGGGAAUGGGACUAUCCUUGCAAUGAUCUGCCUGGACUCCAGACUCCACACUCCCAUGUACUUCUUCCUGUCCCACCUGGCUGUUGUCGAUAUGGCCUAUGCCUGCAACACAGUGCCUCAGACACUCAUAAACCUCUUGGAUGAGACCAGGCCUAUCACCUUUACUGGAUGCAUGACACAGACUUAUCUAUUUUUGACAUUUGCUAUCACCGAAUGUCUUCUCCUUGUGGUGAUGUCCUAUGAUCGAUAUGUUGCCAUCUGCCACCCGCUAUACUACACGGUCAUCAUGAACUGGAGAGUGUGUACCAUCCUGGCUGCUGUUUCCUGGAUAGUCAGCUUUUUCCUUUCUCUGGUCCACUUACUUCUCAUCCUGAGGCUGCCCUUCUGUGGACCUAAUAAAAUCAAUCACUUCUUCUGUGAAAUCCUGUCUGUCCUCAAGCUGGCCUGUGCUGACACAACACUCAAUCAAGUUGUCAUCUUUGCAGCCUGUGUGUUCACCUUAGUGGGGCCCCUGUGCUUUGUUCUAGUCUCCUACACAUGCAUCCUGGUGGCUAUCCUGAGGAUCCAGUCAGGGGAGGGUCGCAGAAAGGCCUUCUCCACCUGUUCCUCCCACCUCUGUGUGGUAGGGCUCUUCUUUGGCAGUGCCAUUGUCAUGUACAUGGCCCCCAAGUCCCAGCACCCAGAGGAGCAGCAGAAGGUUCUUUUCCUGUUUUACAGUUUUUUCAACCCCAUGCUAAAUCCUCUGAUCUACAGCCUGAGGAAUGCUGAGGUCAAGGGUGCCCUCAGGAGGUCACUGUGCAAAGAAAGUCAUUCUUGUUUGGUGUGGUGUUCCCACCACAAGCCUUGGUAGUUUCCUCUAAUUUUGAUCUCCAAUUAUUUCUUAAAUCCAGGAAUAUUCAUUGCCU
Molecule: messenger RNA, 1047 nt
Organism: Mus pahari (shrew mouse)
Lineage: Eukaryota; Metazoa; Chordata; Mammalia; Rodentia; Muridae
Product: olfactory receptor 2A1/2A42-like
Exons: 1
Coding region: 27-992 (321 amino acids)
Biological process (GO): G protein-coupled receptor signaling pathway
Cellular component (GO): membrane
Molecular function (GO): olfactory receptor activity; G protein-coupled receptor activity
Source: RefSeq, a predicted model, not a curated record